Carcharodon carcharias (great white shark) is the source of this 1916-nucleotide messenger RNA. Its product is annotated as probable galactarate transporter. Gene Ontology annotation, biological process: transmembrane transport. Gene Ontology annotation, cellular component: membrane. Lineage: Eukaryota; Metazoa; Chordata; Chondrichthyes; Lamniformes; Lamnidae. The record is from RefSeq and is a predicted model, not a curated record. Gene Ontology annotation, molecular function: transmembrane transporter activity. The coding region runs from base 1 to 1500 and encodes 499 amino acids. The transcript has 9 exons.
AUGGGGUGUCUGGGUAUCUGCCAGGCUGGUGCCUACUCGUUUCAUGUGCUGUGCUGCCUCCUGCUCACUUACCUCCUCAAUCAACUGGACCGCUACGUCCUGGCCAUUGUAAUCCAGCCUCUAGCCCAAGACAUUCAGUUUGGAGAAAGGAGUUGUCUCUCCAGAGAGAGUGCAGAGCAGAGUGGAGCACAAUGUCGCAAUGCUAGCACCCAAGACAGCUGCCUGUCUCUCCUGAAUGAGAACAAGACGCGAUAUUGUCAGUGGGACUAUGAUGGAUCCGGAUGGGAAUAUCAAGUCAUUGCUGGUCCUGUCUUCAUUCUCGUUUUCACCUUCACAGGGAUUUUCAUUGGAUUUGUGGCUGAUUCUGUGAAUCGGAAGAAUUUCCUAUCAGCCAGCCUGUUCCUCUGGAGUCUCAUGACACUGCUGAUGGGAUUUGCCAAACAUUACUGGCAGUUGGCGAUUCUGCGUUUUGGCCAAGGGAUCAGUGAGGCUGGGUGUACACCAUUCGCAGUCAGCCUGAUCAUGGACUAUUUCCCAAAGGAGGCGCGAGGCUCGGCCAUGGGAUUCUAUAACUGGGGCAUCUACGCUGGCUACAGUCUCUCAUACGCUGUUGGUAACUAUGUUACCAGGGCCAACAUCUUGGGGCAGGGGUGGAGAUGGGCCUUCAUUCUCAGCGCUAUCCCAGGAUUCGUUGUUAGCGCCAUUGUGCUGCUGACAGUUCGCGAAACCCCAUCUAUGAAGACAGAUGAUGAUGAGAUGGAAACCGCAGUAAGCCACAGGCUGACCACUGGACAGAAAGUGCUGCAGGGCCUGCGACCAUUCAUCAGACCCUCACUUCUACUCCUGUGUGUCGCUGGGUCUGUCAGGAAUGCAGGAGGUUAUGUUUGGGCCUACAAUACCCAACUGUAUUUCAAUCUGUACCACAGUGGUGUGGAUGUCGGACGCUGGUUGUCAUGGAUACCUCUGGUCGGAGGCUGUCUUGGGGCUCUAGCUGGAGGGUUUAUUUCGGAUCAUUUGGUGAAAAGAAGUGGAUUGUACGCCCGUGUCUGGGUGUUGGUCUUCAGUCAGGUGUUGGCUGCGCCCUUUGUGGCUGGAGCUCUCUGGCUGAAUCCUCCAUACUGCUUUCUGUCAUUAAUUCCAGCCAAUAUAUUGGGUGAGAUGGGGAUUGGAGUCACCUUAACCAUCAUCGUUGAGCUGGUUGCACCCUCAAUUCGCACUCCUGCUGUGGCCAUUUACAUCUUCAUCAUUUCCAAUGUUGCAGGCAAUGCCCCAUUGCUGGUGACACCACUAACCACAGUGUGGGGUCUCCGAGUUGCUCUGUUUGUGCUCUGCCCUUGCAUGUACAUCGCUGGGUCUGUGCUCUACUUGCUGACCCUGUGUGUGAUGCGCUGGGAUCAGAAGCUGGCCUCUGCUGAGGAAUCGCGCCCGCUGCUGGGGUCUGACAGUUUGCUGCCGGGAGACCGAUUAACACGAGCGUGGGAGUCUCGGAAAUACAGCUGAGACCCUGACUGAGAGUGAUGCCUGUGGGGUAGGGUCUGGCCUCUGAUAGACCCUAUCUGGGUGAUUCUGAUGAAAGAAGCUGUUGGACAGUGAGCUGCAGAGUCAAGUGUUAUCAAGGGUGAUGUAAAUUAAUUCAAUGCAAACAUCACGAGCACAGAUUGUUGUUAUUAAAAUGAAAUGCAGGAAAUGGCUGACACUCCAUUUUCCAUUUAAAUUAUUUCUUGUUUUAGUGAUUUCCGUACUUGGAUCCCUGACCCUCUCAGUUGCCCCACAGUUCAUUGCUUCUUGGGUUUCUCACACGACUUUUCCCAGAUGACACAUUGUUCCUAAAGCUGCUGUGACUCCUCUGACCACAGACUGUGUCACUGUGUCUGUCGCCUGUUAUAGACUCUCAUUAAAACCUCACUUGUUCUCUU